Messenger RNA from Drosophila navojoa, 1314 nucleotides. Its product is annotated as phenoloxidase-activating factor 2. Lineage: Eukaryota; Metazoa; Arthropoda; Insecta; Diptera; Drosophilidae. Gene Ontology annotation, molecular function: serine-type endopeptidase activity. Gene Ontology annotation, biological process: proteolysis. The record is from RefSeq and is a predicted model, not a curated record.
CAAAUUCAUAAAAAUAAUAUCAGCUGAAUGAAUUUCCCUUGGUGCUACCGCACACUGUGGCUGGCCUGCGUGCUCCUGCAGGCGAAUGGGCAGCAGGCGGCUGGCAAGACGUCGUCGCCAUGUGGCGCCCUGGAGCUGUGCGUCACGGAGCAGCGCUGCAACGAGUCGGACGAUUCGGGCCACGGCAUAAUCGGGCCACGCAUGGCGCGCACCUGUGGCGAGGGGCUCGUCUGCUGUGACCAGGAGCAGCUCGAGAGCUGGGAUGCCAUGCAGGUGACGGCAAAGGCAGCAGCAACAGCAACGGCAACAGCAGCAACAACAACACGGGGAGCCAGCAGAACGAUGACGGAGGAGGAGAGCAUGUACGAGUCCUGCGGCGUGAAUAUGGAGUGUGUGCCACGCAAGCUGUGCCGCGACAACAAAAUCAUCGACGAUGGUCGCUUCAUACUGAAUCCGCGCAUCGGCGCCACCACCUGUCCCCGAGCCCUGGAGCGCUGCUGCGCGGUGGAUCAACAGGUGGAGGCCAGAGACAGUCCCUAUGUUACGAAGCUGCGCGAAUUCAAGUACCAGGGCUGCGGCUGGAGCAACCCGAAGGGCCUCAUACCGGACGAGGAUAACUACGAGUAUCAGGAGGAUGUGGCGCUCUUCGCCGAGUUCCCCUGGAUGGUGGCACUGAUGACCGGUCGCCAGCAGUACCUCUGUGGCGGCACUCUGAUCCAUCCCCAGUUGGUGCUCACCAGCAGCCACAACGUCAGGAACCAGACGGUGUACACGCUGCUGGCCCGCUUCGGGGAAUGGGAUCUGACCAGCUUCGAUGAGCCGCACGAGCAUCAGACGCGUCGCAUCAAGCAGAUUGUCAUGCACGAGCAGUUCGAUCCCAAAGGCUUCUUCAAUGACAUUGCCCUGCUGGUGCUGGAGCAGCCCGUUGAGAUUCAGCCGCACGUUCAGCCGAUCUGCCUGCCGCCGCCCGAGACGGACAAGCUGAAGGCGGAGCUGCGCGAGGCUGCCUGCUAUGCCACCGGCUGGGGCGGCCGUCAGCCGGACAGCAAGAGCAACGAGCGGCUGCUGAAGCGCAUCGAGCUGCCCGUGGUCGGCCACAUGGAGUGCCAGGGACUGCUGCGCGUUACGCCGCUGGGAAAACGCUUUCGCCUGCGGAAUAGUUUCCUCUGCGCUGGCGGCAUCAAGGGCAAGGACACGUGCAAAGGCGACGGCGGCUCGCCGCUGUUCUGCACGAUGCCUGGACAGGAGCAUCGCUAUCGAUUGGCCGGCAUCGUGUCGUGGGGCAUCGACUGCGCCAGCGAAGAUGUGCCAGCG